GUGGCAGAUAGGAUUACCCAAUGUAUUUUAUCCACGUGUCAUACGCAAUGACGUGGCUCUCUGUUCCGGACGACUUGACUUGUGUUGAAGUGUUUUAUCUCUAAAACCCCAAAUCAAUCGUUUUGGUUUCCCUCCUCUGCGAACUGCGAUCGGCGUAAGAGAAAAAAAGAGUUGAACAGUGCGAUUGCGAAAGCAAUUUCUUCGGUUCCGAUGGAGUCUGAUAUGGAGGUUAUGUCUGAAACUGAUGCGUCUCCUCCGCAGAAGCUACGUAUGUUCGGAAUGGGUAGAACAAUUGAUGAUCGCGAAGAUGAGAGUGUGAGAAGAAGGAUCAGAGAUGUUGAAGUUUAUCUUCCAAUUGUCUGUGGAUCGGUUGCUUUUUUUCUUGGAAAGAGAGCUACAGAAUAUCGAACACAUAAGUGGACUGUGUAUGUGCGUGGAGCAACAAAUGAGGAUCUUGGUGUGGUUAUCAAGCGGGUCAUCUUCCAUUUGCAUCCAAGUUUUAAGAACCCAACUAGAGUGGUUGAUUCUCCUCCCUUUGCAUUGACUGAGUGUGGUUGGGGAGAAUUCAAAAUCGACAUUACUGUUUUCCUCCAUACUGAUGUCUGUGAAAAGAAGUUGGAUUUGUCUCAUGUCUUAAAGCUGAACCCGGAGAAUGAAUAUGGUUCUGUUCCUAAGUCUAUCAAGAUACCAGUUGUCGCUGAGUCUUACAAUGAAAUUGUCUUCCCUGAUCCUUUUGAGAGUUUCCUCACCCGUGUUUAUAAUCACCCUGCUGUGCACAUAUCUAACCUUCCAGAUGGUUUCAACCUGCGUCCUACAGGAGUUGCUGAUACUUAUCAUCAGUUGAGAAAUGGAGACACUAAGGAUCAUCCACUCAGUCAAUGGUUUUGGACGUUUUCAGAAGCAGAUGAGCUUUUUCAACUUACUGCAGCUCGUCAGAAGCUACAAUUUCCUCUGCUCAAACUUAAAUAGCAGUUACACUUGGGGAGUAUUCUUGUUUGGCUUUGUGACAAAGCCUUUGUUUUGAUUUUUAUAGAAUUGUGUUAGAAAUUCUUAUUAACCGACUGUAUGUAUAAUCUAAUAGGUGCAAGCUGAUAUCGCCAAGCUAAAACGACAGCUGAUCAUGGUAGAUGGGCAACCUGAAGGACUUUAGUCUUCCCCUGGCUACUAAUGUUGAUGAUCAUAGAGGAGUUUGCGCAGAAAUUUUUUGUGAUACCGUUAACAAAUCUCGAUGGGGGUUUAAAAACCUGAGAUGUCUUAAUAUCUGAGCAACUGUGCUAAAUGUUAGAACAUGUAAAAAAAGAACCUAUUUGUAGUCAAUAUCGGUGUCUGUACCUACAAAGUAC
This is a messenger RNA of Camelina sativa (false flax), 1343 nucleotides long. RefSeq names its product transcription initiation factor TFIID subunit 14. The record is from RefSeq and is a predicted model, not a curated record. Lineage: Eukaryota; Viridiplantae; Streptophyta; Magnoliopsida; Brassicales; Brassicaceae. Gene Ontology annotation, biological process: regulation of DNA-templated transcription.